AUGUCUGCCCCGUACUACGGCAGCAAUUCUCCGGAGGCGUUUCGCCAUGACCCUAGAGGCGACCGCGAUCGUAGAGCCUGGGGUGCUGGCGAUCCACGUGAUACCUCUCGCGGAAGAAUGCCGUCUCACGAAUUACACGAGUCGAGCUAUGGAAGACUAAGGGACGACGAAUACACUGCUGAAGGAGGCAGACGCCCAAGAUCUCCAGGACGUCGUCGACCACCACCACGUUCGCGUUCCCCGCCAAACAUCGAUCGCUAUACACCGGGAAGUGGCGGUGGACCACCAGGAAGAUAUGCUGGUGGCGCUGGGGCCGCUGGGGAUGUGUACAUUCCGGGACAAGGCCCUCAAGGAUACGCUGGUGCUCCGCCAAUUGGCCGCGGUGAAGCUGGCGGUGCCAACGGCGACCGAUACAUGCCGGCGAACAUUAGCGGACAUGGUCCAUAUCCCGCUGGUGGUGGCGGUGGGGGGAAUGCCAUGGCGCCCAUCUUACUAGAUCCUCAUGGCUUUGACUACCUCGUCCCUUAUACUUAUUUUAAUGAAUGGUGGAACGGUACGCCAUUGUCCGCGCCUUCAAAAUCAAAGUAUGCGACGGAUGUGACAAUGAAGGAGAAGUACGAAGCGUACAAGGACGGAUUGAAUGGAAGAGUUGCAAAGUUGUUUGUGAAGAGCCACAAAGAUGAGGAGUGGUUUAGGGAGAGAUAUGUCGAAGGAGAAGGAGAUGAAUGGAGGGCCAAGACUCUGGAGUGGAGGAAGGGACAAUGGAAGAUUUGGGCUGAGGAGUUGAAGUCUGGAAGGUGGGACAAUUGGCUUGCUGAUGCAAAAGAAGGUGUUAAAGUCAACAUCUCGGCUCCACCAAAUGGUAAGAGCGAGCCAAACGGAAGCAAAGAGGAUGACCCAAUGGAGGAACCGAGUGAAGAUGUCCUUCCGGCUGUAUCUUCUGGAACUGGCGCCCUGCGAGACGAUUCCCUCGACCGUCCUGCGUUGUUGAUCAAAACUGUUUCUCCUACUGUGAAGAGACAAAAUUUGGAGAAGCUCGCAAUGACUGUCCAAGGCUUCCAGUACCUCUCUCUUGGAGACCCGAACCCGAAUAAGAAGUUUCAUCGUAUCGGAUGGAUCCUGAUUGACCCUGCGAGUGUUAGUGAGGAUUCUGUGGAAAAGGCGGCGGCGCUCCUUAAUGAGGAACGCAUCCAUGACGAGGAAAAGGGCGAUUUCGUGGUUCAUGUUGGGGUUCAUAACCCUCCAAAAGUUCUCACUCGAAAGAUGCUCCACGAUAUCAUGAGUGUUCCGGAGGAAAUCAUCAGUGAGGUUGACCGCGUCAGAGCUGUCGUGUUGAAAUUGGAGCAGGCUAUGAACAAUAACAUGGAUGAAGACAUGAUGUUGGAUGAGAACGGUGAAUUGGCGGGCUAUCGAGGUUGGGAUUUGAUUCUCGGCAAGGUCGAUGAGAUCAUGGCUAGAAGGAUGGCAGAGAAGGCAGCCAACGAACCAGAAGAAGAACCCGAAGACGGCGAGGCUGAAGAUGACCUACCCUCCGAUGAGGAGCUAGAGAGAGCCAAACGUACUAUCGACAUCGCAGUCGAGUACCUUCGCCGGGUUUUCUCUUUCUGCUACUACUGCUUCACCGAAGCAGAUUCGAUCCACGAGCUGGUCCGCAGAUGCCCUGGAGGACAUAUUCGACGGCCUUUGCCCGCCAAUACGGAUGGCACCGCUAAACAGCUACAUCCUGGCUCAGAGAAAUGGGUAAAGAAUCUCAGAGACAGGAUCACGUUGUUCCUAACACCGGACUCAAUCGAUACAAGGAAACUGGGGGCUCAAGAUCCAGAAACCGCGUUCAACGACGAAACCAACAAAUUCGUCAAACAAGAGGAUGAGGGCAAGUUCCGUUGUCGUGUUAAGGACUGCACCAAGCUUUUCAAGUCGGAGGAGUUCGUUCGAAAACACAUGACCAAGCGCCACCCGGAGUUUGUUGGUGCCAUUGAGCAGGAGAUCAAGCUAUUGAAUGCCUAUGUGAUGGAUCCUUUCCAUAUCACCGCCCCGAAGCCAGAAGGUGGCGUUUCGGGAGGUAGUGGGAUCGGGCUGCCACCUAGGCCCGGCGCAGGAAUGGAUAGUAGGAACGUUAUGGGACCCUAUCCUUACCCGGCAGGACAAUACCCUGAUCCUUAUGUUGGCGGAUUGGGGCCUACUCCUGCGGGAGUUGAUCGAUAUAUUCCUGGAAUGGGAGGUCGCCCUGGGUCACCGAGCAGAGGUGGCGGGGUCGGACCACAGAGGCGACGCGGCGGGAUGCAGGGAAAUUCUAGACCGUCGCCUUACCCAAGACCUGGCGGUCGUGAUACAAGGGACAGAUCGGAGAGGGAAAGAGAGCGUGAAGGGCGAUUCCAGGCGGCCAUGGCGGCUGGUGGUGGAGUUUCCGCGAAUGGCACACCUAGUGCAGGUGCCACUCCUGGAAAGGAUGACCCUGGUGCCGCUGGGCGAAGUUUGAAGAGCUAUAUGGAUUUGGAUGCAUCUGCUGGAAAGGAAUCGAAGGUAGAAGAGCUGGACUAUUAG
Orbilia oligospora ATCC 24927 is the source of this 2544-nucleotide messenger RNA. RefSeq lists its product as uncharacterized. Lineage: Eukaryota; Fungi; Ascomycota; Orbiliomycetes; Orbiliales; Orbiliaceae. Gene Ontology annotation, biological process: primary miRNA processing; mRNA processing. The transcript is spliced from 4 exons. Bases 1 to 2544 code for a protein of 847 amino acids. The record is from RefSeq and is a predicted model, not a curated record. Gene Ontology annotation, cellular component: nuclear body.